Magnolia sinica is the source of this 2554-nucleotide messenger RNA. RefSeq names its product phosphoribosylaminoimidazole carboxylase, chloroplastic-like. The transcript has 18 exons. Bases 176 to 2101 code for a protein of 641 amino acids. Gene Ontology annotation, molecular function: phosphoribosylaminoimidazole carboxylase activity; ATP binding; metal ion binding. Gene Ontology annotation, biological process: 'de novo' IMP biosynthetic process. The record is from RefSeq and is a predicted model, not a curated record. Lineage: Eukaryota; Viridiplantae; Streptophyta; Magnoliopsida; Magnoliales; Magnoliaceae. Gene Ontology annotation, cellular component: chloroplast.
AGUCGACCCGACUGUGAGCGUCCGAGUCGGAACGUCCAGUUCCAUGUAUAAAUACAACAUAUCCCUUUACCAAUCCCGCCUUGCGGUGUUUUUGGGCUUCAAAAAAACCUUCCGCUGCAACAGCUCUCUGGCGCCUGAGAAACACAUCCCUGAUACGAUUUAGGUGAAAUUCGCGAUGCUUCUCCGGUGCAUGUCCUCCUCAUGGUGCAGCGGCCGGAGUUGUCAUGACCCCGCACUCUGUUCCAAUUCCCAUGCUCCGGCUUUCGUUAGACGAAAAUGUGAGUUGGGGUUUUCCGCUGCACCUGUUGGAAGAAAGGGCGGUGACAGAAUAUCAUCAUUCCGGCAGAAAAAUCACAUUUUUUGCUCUUCUGGACCAUCUGAUGGCUGUGAUGACAGAAUGGAUGGUGUAUCAAUCCAUGGACUGUCUGAGAAAGUUGUGGGUGUCUUGGGAGGAGGACAACUGGGUCGUAUGCUUUGUCAGGCAGCUUCACAGAUGGCCAUCAAAAUCACGAUCUUGGAUCCCCUUGAAAACUGCCCAGCAAGUGCACUAUCAUUUCACCACAUGGUUGGAAGCUUUGAUGACAGUGAUAUGGUUCAGGAAUUUGCAAAGAGAUGUGGAGUAUUGACUGUUGAAAUUGAGCAUGUUGAUGUCGCCACACUGGAGAAACUCGAGCGGCAAGGAAUAGAUUGUCAACCCAACGCUUCUACAAUUCGGAUAAUCCAAGACAAAUAUCUUCAGAAGGUUCACUUUUCCAAGCAUGCAAUUCCAAUUCCAGAUUUUAUGGAGAUAAAUAAUCUUGAAAGUGCAUUAAAGGCAGGGGAUUUGUUUGGUUAUCCCCUGAUGAUAAAAAGCAAAAGGCUAGCUUAUGAUGGGCGUGGGAAUGCUGUUGCUCACAAGGAGGAGGAGCUUUCUUCUGCCGUUUCUGUGCUAGGAGGAUACAAGCGAGGCUUAUACGUUGAAAGGUGGGCACCAUUUGUGAAGGAGCUGGCGGUCAUUGUGGCUAGGGGAAGAGACGGGUCGACGUCAUGCUAUCCUGUGGUUGAGACUAUUCACAAGGAUAACAUUUGUCAUAUAGUUGAAGCACCUGCUAAUGUGCCUGGAAAAACAAGGAAGCUUGCCAUUGAUGUUGCAGAAAAAGCUGUUAGAUCUUUAGAAGGUGCUGGUGUCUUUGCAGUUGAACUAUUUUUAACGGGGGAUGGUCAGAUUUUGCUAAACGAAGUGGCACCCAGACCUCACAAUAGUGGGCAUCACACCAUUGAGUCCUGCUAUACCUCACAAUUCGAGCAGCACUUGCGAGCCGUUACCGGUCUUCCACUUGGUGAUCCAUCGAUGAAAACUCCUGCGGCAAUUAUGUACAAUUUACUGGGUGAAGAGGAGGGGGAGCUGGGGUUCUAUUUAGCUCAUCAACUGAUGGCGAGGGCUUUGAGUACUCCCGGUGCCACUGUUCAUUGGUAUGAUAAACCAGAAAUGCGAAAGCAACGAAAGAUGGGUCACAUCACAAUUGUAGGUCCUUCUAUGAGCGUAGUGAAAGCACGCCUGGCCUCUAUGCUGAGUACAGAAAGUUCAGGAGGUCAUCCUGCAGGCACAGUUGCCCCACGUGUUUCCAUUAUAAUGGGUUCUGAUUCGGAUCUUCGAGUCAUGAAGAAUGCAGCAGAGGUUUUGAAGACCUUUGAUGUGCCUUUUGAGGUAUCAAUAGUUUCAGCACAUCGGACACCAGAAAGAAUGUUUUCUUUUGCUUCAUCUGCUCAGGCACGGGGGGUUCAAGUUAUCAUUGCUGGUGCCGGUGGUGCAGCCCACCUGCCAGGUAUGGUAGCUUCUUUGACUUCCUUACCUGUUAUUGGUGUGCCGGUUAAAGGUUCAUCAUUAGAUGGAGUUGACUCGCUCUUAUCAAUCCUACAGAUGCCAAAAGGGGUUCCAGUUGCAACUGUUGCAAUAGAGAAUGCUACAAAUGCAGCUUUACUGGCAGUUAAAAUUUUAGCGAUAUGGGAUGUUGAUUUAAAGGAAAGAGUGAUUGAAUACCAUGAAGACAUGAAGGACACGGUAUUGAGAAAGGCAGACCGACUAGAGAGAGAAGCUUGGGAAGGAUAUUCAAACUCUUGAUGGAUCACAUGCUUUCCAGGAAGUACACGAGUGCAACGUACCUCAGAAGGUGCAGGUCAGCAUUCAUAUUGCGAUGGCAGCAAUUGAUGUCGCGCAGGCACUGAAUCUGUUUAAAGAAUUUUUAGUAUUGUACGGCCGUAGAAACUGACUCAUUCGAAGAGUAACAAUGUUGAGUUUUUGUUAUUUAUUUAUUUAUUUAAACUUAAAGAGGGCAUUUUGGCUGGGAAUAGAAUCUUCAUGAGUGAGGGUUUCAGAUCCUUGGUUUUUUGAUAGGAUGGGAGGUGGCUAUGCUUAUGGGAUUUGUUUUUAAGUAUAAUAGAAGUUUUGGAAUGUAAUGAUAUUAGUUUCAACUUUUAGUUGAAAUGACAGCCUGACACACCUGCGGGAGAGUUCAGUAAUGUUUUUUGAGAAAUUAGGCACAACCUAAGUGGUGGCGAGAUUUUUCAUUGUGCU